Molecule: messenger RNA, 3121 nt
Organism: Punica granatum (pomegranate)
Lineage: Eukaryota; Viridiplantae; Streptophyta; Magnoliopsida; Myrtales; Lythraceae
Source: RefSeq, a predicted model, not a curated record
CACUUCCUUCCAUGGACGUUUGCCCUUUGCAGCUGCUCAAAUCUCAAGCAAGCAGUCCUCUAACGAGCUCGGGAGCUCACCUCCAGCUAAGAUCAGACGACCUCACCGUCGGAAAUGGCGGCGCCGGAAACUCCCAAACUGAAGCCGCGGCCGAUCGUACGGCUCGGGAUCCUCCUCAUCUCUCACAACCUUGUUGUCAGUGUCAUCUGCUGUAUAUCUGGGAUAGUAGCGCUACUGUUGCUGCCAAUUCUAGCCAAGAACACUUACAUUUCCGAGAAUGCCCUCAUGCCAGGUUCUGCCAACCCAAUGCUUUCGACUCAGGAUGUGGCAGAUGCUAAUAAGCUAGUGAAGGAUCUAAUGGAUCUGAAAUCUGAGUCGACUAGUUCAGACAAAAUGCAAAGAGUGGUAGCAGAGUACAUCUCAGACCUUGGUGCAGAAGUUGGUUAUCAGAAAUUUUACCCGCAAUCUGAUCAAUUUAAUCCAUUGCACUUCUUUUCACUUCCUGAUCCUGGCACACUUCAAGAGAAAGUCAACUGUUCCUCCUUUGCCAUCAAUGUUAUUGGAAUUGCAAGAGCUCCACGUGGUGAUGGAAAAGAAGCGAUUGUGUUGGUUACACCUUAUAACUUUGAAGAUGCUGAUCUACUAGAUGCCCUAUCAGUGGGCCUCACAUACUCAGUAUUUUCAUUGCUAACUCAAGUUACAUGGCUGGCCAAAGAUAUCAUAUGGCUUGUAGCAGAUUCACGUUGUGGAGAGUAUUCGUCAGUUGCUGCAUGGUUGAGAGAUUAUCAGACACCUGUUUUUGGUAGCUCCUCAGCAGCAGAUUCUAGUACAUGUGACAGUAGCAACACAUUUUAUGGUUUAAAGGACAGCUCAGUGAUUGAGAGGAAGAUAACUGACAAUUUUAGGCGUGCGGGAACCAUGGCAGCUGCUCUUGUUAUCAAGGUGAUAGACAAAAGUGAGCCGUUUGAGGACACACUAAGUCUGUAUGCUGAAGCAUCUAAUGGACAGAUGCCAAAUCUGGACCUCAUCAAUAUUGUGAACUAUUUAGCUGUCCAUCGGCAGGGUUUGCAUGUAAAAGUUCAGAAAUUAACUUCCUUGAUCAAUGCCAAAUGGCUCACCGUCUUGGCUCAGAUAUUUGAAUAUGUGGGUGUGAUUGCUAGAAGAUUAAACCCUCAAUGGAAAUUUGGCAUUCCUGCGGCUGAGUAUGUUGAUGGCACUGCCACACUCGCAAGUUCCCUUUAUAAUCAGGCAUUGGGUGUUCCAACAGGUCCCCAUGGUGCCUUUCGUGAUUAUCAAGUUGAUGCAGUUACCCUGGAAUUUUCCCCUAAAGUUUACUCAAUGAGUAAGGGCAGGCAUAAGGAGUUUCUUGUGCAAGGGGGCAGGUUGAUUGAAGGAGUCAUACGGUCAGUAAACAACCUCCUGGAGAAGUUUCACCAAUCAUUUUUUCUCUAUCUUCUAACAUCUCCCGGUAGGUUCGUCUCAGUGGGAGUCUAUAUGAUUCCCUUUGCCCUCCUCGUCACGCCACUUCCAAUCAUGGCAGCCUCUCUUUACACGAAGACAAAUAAUUUGGAUUCCGAUGCAGAAACAAAUGAUCUUUCAAUAUAUCAAAAGUCAUUCACAUGGCUUAAUGCUGCAAAAAAGGUGCUUCUUGUUCAUCUCUGGGGAGCUAUCGUAUCAUUACUUCCAUACGCCAUCUGCCAUUUGGGUGUUAGUACCCCCGCAAUGAAUCUAGCAGUCUGGAGCAUGCUUUCAGUGCUCUGUUAUUUGCUCUUUUGCUUGAUUCUGGGAGUUCGUUCUGCAAAAUCGGGAAAAGCCCAGUGGGCUGUUCUUAAAUCAGCGACCCUCUCAGCUGUUUUUAUCGGUCUAUGCCUCAUGUCAGUUGUGAACUUUGCAACUGCGGAAUUUGGAGCUUUGUUGUUGGUCCCCAUGUGCUUGGUGAUUUAUCCUCUUAAGAGUGAUCUGCACGCGGGGGGUCUGAUGAAUUUCUCGAGGAUGGCUUGCAACUUGGCUCUGGUCCUCAUUGGCUUCCCUCCAGCAGCCUUCAUCUUGCUGAAAGGUGCACUGGAUGGUUUCCAUAGCAUUUAUGUCGGCGAUUUCUGGAUCUGGGUUGAAUCACUUUGGGCUUGGAAUAGUGCCACGUACCUUUACAUCACUAUGAUCCACCUCCCUUGCUGGCUCCUGUGCCUCCAUGUUCUACUUCACACUCGAUGAUUGGAGCCCAUGCGAACUGUUCUGUGCAUCAGUUAUUAGAUGGAUGUCAGAAUAUUUACAGCACUUUCUUUUCUCAGUAUCGGUUGGGUUUCUUUCUAUUGGCCCCACUUGCUUUGUUCCUGAGCAAUGGGAUGUUCCUGACCUAUUCAAUCUGAAAACAGGGAAGUAAGCCCAGGCUCGAACAGCUGGAUUGCAUGUCUGAGGGAAGAACCUUAGACGUACAUGUGUGCUCCCGAUGCAGCCGCUCCGAAAGACCUGCCAUUCCGAGCCUAUUUUAAGUACCGCAUGAUUCUUGGGACUGGCCCAGUGAAUACGAAUGAUGAACUUCAAAUCAGAUUCACGUAAACUGUUGGUUCAGGUAGCUUCGUAUAUCCUAACCGGAUGUGUAGCUGUUGAACACCUCUUGGUUCCUUGUUUCCAUAUAAGCUCGAGUUCUCUGCAGAGUUGUUGAGACCCACAUUUCCAGAAAAACAUUGCGCGUAUUAAUCCAAAUGUUGAUUUUUCGUUGUCACUGGACUAAGUACCAGCUUCAUGGUACUUGGUCAGCUUUCCAAACGGUAGGACUUAGCGGCAUCAGUGACGCGCAUGACCAAGGUGCUCAGUUCAGACAUCCCAUUCAGCUGUACGCGUUUGGUGUUAAUCCGGGCGGGCCAUAAUUUCAUUUUUGAGAUGGACUUUCAUUUUCUCCAUAACAGUGAGGAUUUGCGGGAAAACUGAGCUGCUGCGACUGUAAAGAUGGGUCAGUGGAUCUGCAGUAAGGCGUGGUGGUGUUUACUUUGGAUUAAAGGGAAUAACCAGAAGAGAUGACACUUCCAUUUUAUGGUUAAUUCCCAAAUGUAUUUUGUUGGGGACAAGUUUGCUUGUUACUGCCGUUUAAAGUUUUGCUAAUGUAAAAGGAAAUGGGUGAUUA